Beta vulgaris subsp. vulgaris (sugar beet) is the source of this 1765-nucleotide messenger RNA. RefSeq names its product UDP-galactose transporter 1. NCBI's taxonomy places the organism in Eukaryota, Viridiplantae, Streptophyta, Magnoliopsida, Caryophyllales, Amaranthaceae. Gene Ontology annotation, molecular function: antiporter activity. The record is from RefSeq and is a predicted model, not a curated record. Gene Ontology annotation, cellular component: Golgi apparatus. The transcript is spliced from 5 exons. The coding region runs from base 424 to 1443 and encodes 339 amino acids.
AAUUUUUCAGAAUUUUACAAAGAAAGAAAAAGAUCACACCAAAAAUCCCUUUCCUCAUAUAACUCUGUUUUCACAGGGUAGAAGAACUUCACCUCCCACCCCUUGGUAACGCCCCAAAUGCCUUCCAUGCUCCUUUCUCUCUCCUCUGCAACCCCCCUACUCUCCAUGACUUUCCAACCCUUUCUCAAUUUCAAUCAAAAUUGACAACUAGGGUUUUUUCCUAUUCAUUUCCCUCUUUUUAUUCUCUCUCUCUUUUGUGUGAGUGAUUUUACACACCCAAAUUCAGAAACUUUGAUUUUCUCUCUCCUCUUGUGUUUACUCACCAGCUGCUUGAAUUGGGUUUUUGUUGUUUAGGCUAAAAAGCUGGUAAUUUUGAUCUGGGUUUUUGUUAUUUUGGAUCUGAGGAGAGAGAAUUAGGAAAAUAUGGAGGAGGGGUUGUGUCAUUGGGGAGUGAUCCGAUCUCUUCUUGCUAUUGUUCAAUGGUGGGCUUUCAAUGUCACUGUUAUUAUCAUGAACAAAUGGAUCUUUCAGAAACUGGAUUUCAAGUUUCCUCUUACAGUGUCUUGUGUCCACUUCAUAUGCUCGUCUAUUGGAGCUUAUGUGGCAAUCAAGAUUAUGAAGGUAAAACCUUUGAUAGCAGUUGACCCUGAGGAUCGCUGGAAAAGGAUAUUCCCCAUGUCAUUUGUUUUCUGCAUCAACAUAGUCUUGGGGAAUGUGAGCCUGCGCUAUAUACCAGUCUCCUUUAUGCAGACGAUUAAGUCAUUUACUCCCGCUACAACAGUUAUCUUGCAGUGGCUCAUAUGGAGAAAAUACUUUGAAUGGAGAAUUUGGGCUUCUUUGGUCCCAAUUGUCGGAGGAAUUCUUCUAACUUCUAUGACAGAACUUAGUUUUAACAUGUUUGGAUUUUUGGCUGCUUUGUUUGGUUGCCUGGCUACUUCUACCAAAACGAUUCUUGCGGAGUCUCUUUUGCAUGGCUACAAGUUUGAUAGCAUAAAUACUGUCUUUUACAUGGCACCUUUUGCAACCGCUAUUUUAGCGGUACCAGCUUUGGUACUUGAGGGUCCUGGAGUAAUUGUGUGGCUUAACACUCACACUACGCUCCUAUCUUCCCUGACCAUCAUCCUCAGCUCUGGAGUGUUGGCUUUCUGUCUUAAUUUUUCCAUCUUCUACGUUAUUCAUUCUACUACAGCAGUCACUUUCAACGUUGCUGGGAAUCUCAAGGUUGCUGUUGCUGUUCUCAUUUCAUGGCUGAUAUUUAAAAACCCUAUUUCGGGUAUGAAUGCACUCGGGUGUGCUGUAACACUGGCUGGAUGUACUUUCUAUGGCUAUGUGAGGCACAUGAUAUCACAACAACCGCCCGGAACACCAAGAACACCUAGAACUCCGCGGAAUCGGACAGAAAUGAUCCCCCUUGUGAAUGAAAAGUUAGAUGACAAGGUCUGAAUCAAGUUAGUGAUAGUAGUGUUUUGCAGGUAAAUUUCAAGUUGCUUGGAACAGGUUAUAGGAAGACAACAGAGGUGAUGAUGAUGAUGGUGGUGGUGAUAUUUAUGUCCUUGUUGUGUAGACAUGAUUAUAAAUUUAAUAGAUACUUAUUCUCUAACCCUCCAUACAUAAUUUAUAUAGAAGAAAAAAAACAGUUUUUUUUCCUAGUCCUUGUUCAGUUAUCGUAGAUCUAGAAUUAUCAAUUAGAAGUUACUGGUAUGGAUGUUUUUCAUUUUUGGUUUGUAUAUCAACAGUAGCACUUGAUAUAGUGCUAUUUUUGAGA